GGAUGCACCAGGAAAACUACGAUUCCCAGAUCCACUGUCUUUCCUGCAUGACGUCAUGUUGCACGGAUGAAAACAGUCGAUACUAUUUAUUUCAAUGCAAAAGACAGAUUGCGUUUACAAGAUUGAUAGAUAUCUGUGCUAAAAAGAAAGCACCAUCUGCGCGCAGCUGUAAUACAUUAUCAGAUCAAUGGCGUUAUCAGAGUGGCGUCUGUCUUUAAAGCUGGUGGAUCAACCAUCUCUUCCCAAGUCAGUGCUGCAGUUUCCAGAGACUGAACCUGGAGAUGUUCCUCCCGGCGAGUAUCGAGUUUCCACUCUCAAGCAGUUGGUGUCGGCACAGAUCCCAGAUGCCAUACCAGAUCCUGAGCUCAUAGAAUUAGUGUACUGUGGUAGAAAGUUAAAGGAUGACUUGACUCUGGAGUCCUAUGGGAUUCAGUCUGGAUCCACUGUGCACAUCCUGAGAAAGUCAUGGCCAGAACCCGUGAUCCAUCCCGAGCCAGUGGACAAGGUUGCAGCAGCGAGGGAGUUUCGAGUCUUGCAAGCAGCUCUUCACACCAGCACUGCUUACAGAGAUUCGGUGUUUAAGAUGCUAAACAACAAGGAAUCCCUCGACCAGAUCAUCGUGGCAACACCUGGGCUGAGCAGCGAUCCUGUGGCUCUAGGAGUUCUUCAAGACAAAGACCUCUUCAUACAAUUCACAGACCCAAGCAUGCUUGACACAUUGGCCAAUUCCCACCCGGCACUGGUAAAUGCCAUCAUCCUGGUGUUGCACUCGGUGGCUGGCAGCGUGCCGCCCCAGCAGAGUGCCAGCUCCUCCAGAAAUGUAUCUUCAAGCUCUUACAGUGACAUGCCAGGAGGUUUCCUCUUUGAAGGCAUGUCUGAUGAUGAAGAAGAUUUCCAGUCGGUGAAUCGUGGUGGGCCGUCCACACUUGCUAGCGGUUUUGCCGGCAUGAGGCCAGCUACGCUCGGUUACAACGGAGCCGUGGGCCCCAGACCCAUCACUCAAAGUGAGCUGGCCACAGCUUUAGCCCUCGCCAGCACCCCCGAGAGCAGUGCUGUUACACCAACUACAGGAAACCAGGGUCCCUCUUCAGGAGUGUCCCCUAUCCCUGCAGGCACUCCUAUAACCAACGACUUGUUUAACCAGGCACUGCAGCAGGCCCUGCAGGUCUCCAGCAUGUCCAGCUUACAUAAUCAGUGGCAGUCGCAGCUCCAGCAGCUGCGGGACAUGGGCAUCCGUGAUGAGGAGCUCAUCCUGAGAGCCCUGCAGGCCACGGGCGGAGACAUCCAAGCUGCCCUGGAGCUCAUAUUCGCUGGAGGCGCACCAUGAAUCAGUUCUUUUAAGCUAAACAUUCUAAUGAUGUUACAACCAAGGGUCCCUGCAAUCAAAGGCAGAUUUACCACUAUAUAUUCAAUGUUUUAACUACCUGUGAUAUAUCUUUAACUUAUAUUUAAGUUGUACUUUUCAAUAUGUACAUUGAAUGCGGUGCUAUCAGCUGACUUUUUUCUCAGAUAAUAGAUAUAAUUCUGACUUUUUUUCUCACAAGAGUGAGUUUAUAUCUCACAAUUCUGAGAAAAAAAGUAAUAAUUGCGAGGGGAAAAAAGUCUGAAUCUUGAGGGGAAAAAAGUCGCAAUUACCUUCUUUUUUUUUUUUGUUUAUUCCGUGGCAGAAUCAAGCUUCCAUAUUUGAGGGCCCACGCUACAAUAUAUCAUAUUUGUACACUCCUGCGGUGUUAACUGUUAAUGUACUGUGUUUGUUCAGCUAUUAUCCUGGCAAAUAUUGAUAGCUAAAUGCUAAAUUUUGCCUGUUCAGACAAUCAUUGUUAUGUUUUGAUUUGUCAUUUAUUAAAAUGUUCCAUGAAUACCAAAAAA
Molecule: messenger RNA, 1869 nt
Organism: Megalobrama amblycephala (Wuchang bream)
Lineage: Eukaryota; Metazoa; Chordata; Actinopteri; Cypriniformes; Xenocyprididae
Gene: ubl7a
Product: ubiquitin-like 7a (bone marrow stromal cell-derived)
Exons: 10
Coding region: 188-1327 (379 amino acids)
Biological process (GO): ubiquitin-dependent protein catabolic process
Cellular component (GO): cytosol
Molecular function (GO): polyubiquitin modification-dependent protein binding
Source: RefSeq, a predicted model, not a curated record